ACAAAAAUUCUACAUUUAACCCAUCUGGCCUCGGCUCUAUCUUUCAUUUUUCAAUAGGGGCCGCUCUAACCUGCGCCCGCUGCUCACCUUCCCUCAUAUUUCUUCCCCAAAUCUCCAAACCCUAAAAUUUUCCAGAUUUGGGAGUCCGUACAACUCUGGGGGUUUUGAUUCUGAUAACUUCACCGAUGGGUGAAUACAAAAUGGAGGAGAUGUCACUCCUAGCCCUAUUCGAACAAGCUCGGAAGAUUCAUCUAGCGGCAUCUGAAUCAGGCGCCGAUCAGGACGCUGUGAGGAAGGGCUGUGAGGCGCUGGAGAAGUGCGAGGAGAUGGUAAGCAAGCUGGGGUUGUUCUCCUCGAACGAGACUAAGGAUGAUAUCAGCACAAGUAAUCUCAAAUAUCUUCUGGUACCUUUUUAUCUUGCCGAGUUGACUGAGAAAAUUGCACAGGAUGAUAGGAUACAGAUUCUUAAGGUUUCCCAAGCAAAAUUAAAGGAAUUCAUUUCAUUUUGUGAGGCAAUGGAGCUUGUACCAGAAGAGGAGUUAGAAACAUCCACGCAGGGGGGUCCAAAUUCUUUCGCAGAUCGAAGGGCAAAAAAGAUUGCUCGGUUCAAACGUCAAAGAGCUGCAGAGUCAAAACUAUUGGAAAUAAAGGAGCGGAAGGAGCGGCGUGGGCGUUCAACUAAAGCAUCUGCGUUAUCUACUCCUGUUGAUACUGGAGAUGAAGAUGUGCUGGAUGAUGAUGGCGAGGAAGAACGGGAGGCUUGGCUUACAACCAUCUCUUUGGCACUCUGUAAGGCUUUUGAUCUACUGGAAAUGCUCAAGAAAGAGGAAGAAAUGCUUUCUGCUAUCAAGGAAAAACAAUUACAGGAAGGUGAUAAGGAAGUUUCUCGGGCUAUUCUUGAUGAACGUGCCAAGAGAACAGAAGAUUGGCAUCGUGAUGCUGCAGCUCGGGCACAAUAUACAAAGCCUGCACCGCCCAUUACAUGUGCCACAUUCGCUCAAGAUGUUUUAGAAGGGAGAGCUACAGUUUCUCAGGUACAUGAGCACAAACACCAGCCAAUGAUAUUUGGACCAGCAAGUCUCGUGGGUGGAAGGCUAACAAAUGAAAGGGAAAUAAUGGCAGCACAGGUUUUCCAGCCUAGUCACAGACUGCCAACUAUGAGCAUAGAGGAAGCUGGAUUAAGGGAGAUGGAAAUGAUGAACAAAUGGCAAGAGAGGAACGCAAAGCUCAUUGAAGAAGCCAAUUCCUCAUGGCACAAGGAGAGUCGGAAACCAGGGCCAAGUGAAGAGGAUGAUGAAGAUGAUGAUGCUGCCCAAGAGAAGGCAAGGGCAUGGGAUGACUGGAAAGAUGAUAAUCCUCGUGGUGCAGGCAAUAAGAAGCUCACUCCUUGUGGGUAAGACUGGUGGGUGGGCUUUUUGUUUCUGGCAUGUAAUCUUCCAAAACCUGCUUCAUAAUGGUUUUGUGCGCAUUUAGGUCUUUGAAAGCCAGUCCUACAAUUUUUUUUGUUGUCAGCAGGGCAGGGUUUUACCAUAUAGUAAUGAGUGCGACUUAUUUAUUUGUACAAUAAAAACGAUCAUGCCUCAAAGAAGAAUUCAUAUAUAGGAACUUUUGUGUA
Molecule: messenger RNA, 1615 nt
Organism: Vitis vinifera (wine grape)
Lineage: Eukaryota; Viridiplantae; Streptophyta; Magnoliopsida; Vitales; Vitaceae
Product: PP2A regulatory subunit TAP46
Exons: 9
Coding region: 186-1397 (403 amino acids)
Biological process (GO): regulation of dephosphorylation; regulation of signal transduction
Cellular component (GO): cytosol
Molecular function (GO): protein phosphatase 2A binding
Source: RefSeq, a predicted model, not a curated record